This is a messenger RNA of Pelobates fuscus (common spadefoot toad), 1965 nucleotides long. RefSeq names its product FAM3 metabolism regulating signaling molecule A (gene FAM3A). NCBI's taxonomy places the organism in Eukaryota, Metazoa, Chordata, Amphibia, Anura, Pelobatidae. The transcript has 10 exons. The record is from RefSeq and is a predicted model, not a curated record. The coding region runs from base 235 to 927 and encodes 230 amino acids.
UGUUACAAAUACUUCCGGGUAUGUAACGGAAAGGGCGAGCCAGGAGAGCCGGACAGACAGGGAGCCGUCCCGGAGCCCCGGAGGGAUUCGAUCUAGAAUAGAAAGCCUUGUGAAGGAUUUGUGAUGGAAAAGUGAGCUGCUCUCAUAUUUAUUGUACCUCGUCUUUCUGUGUUUUAUUGACGACCAGGGAACCCAACCACAGGGCACGACGACCAUCAUCAUCAUCUCACAAUUAUGCGUUUAGCAGGUCCUAUACGUAUUAUUGUGGUCCUUCUCACCGUGGGUCUGACAUGGAUACUGGCUGGAGUUAUGUUGGGGACACAAACCGGCUUCCCGCGGAUUCAGCAGCUUCUUGGUGGUCCUGACGUGAGUACAACAGUAGACCCCCGUCCAAGAAGGUAUAAGUGUGGACUUCACCAGCCCUGCCCCGAAAAGCACUUCGCAUUUCGAAUAACUAGUGGAGCUGCAAAUGUCAUCGGACCCAAGAUUUGCCUGGAAGAUCAAAUGUUGAUGAGCAGCAUCCGUAAUAACGUGGGUCGUGGUCUAAACGUGGCUCUUGUAAAUGGAGUAAAUGGAGAACUUAUAGAGGCCAAAUCAUUUGACAUGUGGGAUGGAGAUGUAUCUAACCUCCUGAGUUUCCUGCGACCAAUACACGAAGGGACUUUGGUGCUAAUAGCCUCUUAUGAUGAUCCAGCCACAAAGAUGAACGAAGAUGCCAGGAAAAUGUUAGCAGAGCUCGGUAGCUCUUCAAUUAAAGAUGUGGGAUUCAGAGACAGCUGGGUCUUCGUGGGAGCAAAAGGCAUACAGGAUAAAAGUCCAUUUGAACAGCUAAUCAAGAACAAUAAAAACAGCAACAAGUAUGAAGGUUGGCCAGAGGCCGUAGAGUUGGAGGGCUGCAUUCCCCAGCGCACUUUGGAUGCCGACUGACAAACGACCGAGGAAAAAAUGCAUCUACAUCAAAGAUCACCCUAGAUAUAUAUAGCAUAUAUUGGACUUGCUGUCGUGGGUGCAUUGGUGUGUGUGGGUCGUUUUCUGCACCUUUUCGACUCUUGACAUGUAUUGUCCGAAUACAGACCUGUGAUCUCUUUCAACAUUGCCUUUUUCUCUCCCAUCUGUUGGACACUUGUGGUCACAUACCAAUGAGGAUACCAUUUGAGAUAUGUUAUCUUCUAAAUCAAACACUGACUCAUCUUGGCUUUUCGCUGGACUCCUAAGGAUUGCAGAAUCCAAAUUUAAAAAAAAACUUUACUGACAAAUUCACAACUAUAAUAUUUAAGCUGUACCCCACCCACUUACAAUCAAGGGGACAUUGAGUAUUGUUCUCUGUUUGCAGAUCCACAUCUGAGACCAAGCUUUAAUAUUUCUUCAACUUCAAAAGGAACAUCAAAAUAUAUAUAUAAAUUUUUUUCAGUGAAUCAUUUUUUUUUAUCAGAGAGCUCCGAAAAACGUAAUUCCCCGUUUUUGUUUUUAACAAAAGGCAUUGCAUAUGGAGAUCAAUUUCUCUCUGUUUGGAAAAAAAAUGAUAUUGAGGUUAAAUUCUUAAUUUUGUGGAUUUUCUUCUUUCUUGUUUUUUUUUUUUUUUUUUUUUUUUUUAUAGAUCUCACCAAAGAACUUAAAAACAUGGACAGAGAAAAUAUACACAUGCUUAUAAUUAUUGUAGAGUGCAUUGUUAUAUUCCUGAUGAGGUCAAGCAGUGUUUGUGUGACUCAGUGGGAGCGGAGCAGUGCUUGUGUGCUGCUGCAAAUGAUCUGACUCAAAGAGAAAGGGGUGUGUGCAUUAAUUAUAAGCGAGAAUGGUUCGUGUACGAAAACUGGUUAUUGAAAAGGCUGAAGGUACUUUCCCAAUCAUGAAUUUUUAACAAGGUUAAAACAAUGUCAGUUGUACUGUCCAAUAAAUAAUUUAAUUGACAAAGAAUUAUUUAACUUUUAAUGUCUUUACAAAAUAAAAUUUAUCUUUUGAAAUUUU